Messenger RNA from Notothenia coriiceps (black rockcod), 793 nucleotides. RefSeq names its product spectrin beta chain, non-erythrocytic 1-like. The annotation marks the transcript as partial. Gene Ontology annotation, molecular function: protein binding. The transcript is spliced from 5 exons. Lineage: Eukaryota; Metazoa; Chordata; Actinopteri; Perciformes; Nototheniidae. The record is from RefSeq and is a predicted model, not a curated record.
GUUCUGGACAACGCCAUCGAGACGGAGAAGAUGGUCGAGAAGUACGAGUCUCUGGCCUCAGACCUGCUGGAGUGGUGCGAGCAGACCGUCAUCAUCCUCAACAACAGGAAGUUCGCCAACUCUCUGGUGGGCGUCCAGCAGCAGCUGCAGGCCUUCAACACCUACCGGACCGCCGAGAAGCCCCCGAAGUUCACAGAGAAAGGAAACCUGGAGGUUCUUCUGUUCACCAUCCAGAGUAAAAUGAGAGCCAACAACCAGAAGGUGUACACUCCUCGAGAGGGGAAACUCAUCUCCGACAUCAACAAGGCGUGGGAGCGUCUGGAGAAGGCGGAGCACGAGCGGGAGCUGGCCCUGCGGACGGAGCUGAUUCGCCAGGAGAAACUGGAGCAGCUCGCCAGACGCUUCGACCGCAAAGCCGCCAUGAGAGAGACGUGGCUGAGCGAGAACCAGAGGCUCGUCUCUCAGGAUAACUUUGGAUUUGACCUGCAGGCGGUAGAAGCUGCCACAAAGAAACAUGAAGCCAUAGAAACAGACAUCACCGCCUACGAGGAGCGAGUUGAGGCGGUGAUCUCGGUGGCGAGGGAGAUGGAGAGUGAGAAUUACCACGACAUCAAACGCAUCACGGCCAGGAAGGACAACGUCAUCCGGCUGUGGGAGUAUCUGCUGGAGCUGCUGAAGGCCCGCCGGCUGCGGCUCGAGAUGAACCUCGGGCUGCAGAGGGUCUUCCAGGAGAUGCUCUACAUCAUGGACUGGAUGGAUGAGAUGAAGGUACGGGGGGAAAUAUCUAUACAAU